Molecule: messenger RNA, 432 nt
Organism: Folsomia candida
Lineage: Eukaryota; Metazoa; Arthropoda; Collembola; Entomobryomorpha; Isotomidae
Product: sodium-dependent multivitamin transporter
Exons: 5
Coding region: 1-432 (143 amino acids)
Biological process (GO): sodium ion transport; transmembrane transport
Cellular component (GO): membrane
Molecular function (GO): symporter activity
Source: RefSeq, a predicted model, not a curated record
AUGGGGGCAAUUCCAGUGGCAGCAUCUAUUCUUGUGUCCUAUCUCUCAGCAAUCACCAUUCUGGGUUAUCCAUCCGAGGUAUACACGUACGGAUCUCAAGUAUUUCUCAUGACCUUGCUGGGCAUCGUUACCACUCCCAUUGCUAUUUUCAUCUUUGUGAAAGUUAUGUACGACUUGAAAUUGACCAGCGCCUACAAGUAUCUCGAACUUCGCUACGACUCUGUUGUGGUACGAUGGCUGGGGUCGCUGAUCUUCAUUUGUCAACUCCUCUUCAUCAGUGGCAUCGUUCUCUAUGCGCCAUCAAUCGUGAUGGAGACAAUGAUGGGGGUUCCACUUUGGAUGUCGGUCAUAGGCGUGGGCACCAUCGGCACCAUUUACACCUCUGUCGGUGGGAUUAAAGCCUUUGGACUGAUGUUUUUCAAUUUUUCAUGA